GACCCGUUUCUGGCAUCACUCAUCAUGGCAUCACUGAUCAGCAGUCCAUUCUAUGUCGAUGACUGGAAUAUACUCAUGUCGCUGUAUUUCGUCGAUAUGACAGAUUUUGUAAUCUAAAUAGUCGUCAACUUUAACUAUUAAUAUCUCGCUUCGCGGGGCACAGCGACACUUUUCUCUGCUAUACUCUUUUGUUUUGUGCAAAAACGCGUCGAAUGAGCAUAAUUUUAUCGAUAUUUGAGAAAAGUGGUUGAGAGAUAAGAAUGGGAGACUUUGUGCCAACGCGUGUGUCCCAAAUCAAGAAGAAUGCGACAAGUGACUAUGUCUCUGUGAGUUAUGAAGCUCCAAAGAAAAAGUCAAAACCUGCAGAUGGUUUGCACGAUAAUGAGGAACAGAAGGAUUCCAAAACAAAGCAAACGCCUACUGAACUGAAAGAACAACAAGAAAAGGAAAUGAAGAGGAUGCGUUAUGAUGUUAUUAAAUUCGGUAUGUCUGGCUUUGAGAAACCAAAAGCAAAAAAAGCAAAAGUCGAGCUUGCCAUCAGCUUAGGUGCGAUACCUGCUAAAAAUAGAAAAAUGAAUUAUAAAACAUUAAAGAAGAGUCGAAUAAUAGAGAAACAAAGGAAGAAAGAAGAGAAACAUACAUCUGGAUUUACUAGUAGUUUGCUCAGACCUAAGUCCAAGAAAGUACACAAGAAAGAUAGUGGCAUUUUAGGCAUUUAUGGAAAGGUACCAAAGGAUGCCUUGGCCAAACAGAAGAGCUGAAUUUAUUGGAAGAUAUGGGAGAAAAAUAGAAGGAUAUACAAAGAAAAAGAGAGGCCAAUUUGUAACUGUAAACAUUUAAAAUAUUUUCUGUUGAUUCAUUGCUGUCUUGUUACAACAUCAACUAUCUAUUGUCUAACAAUAACAUCUUUUCUGCGUGUUGUAUACUAUAUACGAAGAAUAACAAGUAGUAAAAUAAUAUAUUUUUAUAUAAUAUAUAUAUUUUUUUAUGGAUCCGUUUUUUUUUUUGUGUCAGCCUUGAGCUUUGUAAUAUAGGAUAUAUAACGCUCUUGUCUGUAUGUAUUUAAAAUAGGAUUAUUCAGGUGUACACAGUUCGCGCAAUGCCAUAAUGGAAUGAUUCGGCAUCCUGAAGAACUGUUGAUCUGGAGAAUUGUACCUCUCGAAAUCAGUCGAAGGCAACUGCUGUUGGAGCCACUUCUAGUAACAUCUGCAGAAAAGCAUUGACACCUUCUGCAAUUGGAAAAUAAACACGAAUAUUCAAUAGAAAAUUUAAAGGCAUACUAAAGUACAGUAGAAAAAUAAAAGAUGUUCUAAAUAUUAAA
Messenger RNA from Formica exsecta, 1321 nucleotides. RefSeq lists its product as uncharacterized. The transcript has 3 exons. The record is from RefSeq and is a predicted model, not a curated record. Bases 261 to 761 code for a protein of 166 amino acids. Lineage: Eukaryota; Metazoa; Arthropoda; Insecta; Hymenoptera; Formicidae.